Micromonas pusilla CCMP1545 is the source of this 766-nucleotide messenger RNA. RefSeq lists its product as uncharacterized. The record is from RefSeq and is a predicted model, not a curated record. Bases 64 to 555 code for a protein of 163 amino acids. NCBI's taxonomy places the organism in Eukaryota, Viridiplantae, Chlorophyta, Mamiellophyceae, Mamiellales, Mamiellaceae. The transcript is spliced from 2 exons.
AACUCCGCGACCCCGGGCGGGGUCGCGGAAGGAUCGGACGGGCGGCCGACCCUCGCGCCGCCGAUGCCCCACGUGUACGCGACGAAGCGUCGCGCGGUCGACGCGUCGGCGGCGUCGUUCCGAACGUUCUUCGUCCGUCCCGGCGGCGGCGGCGUCUCGUCGCUUCUCUUCUCCGCGUCCGACGGCGGCGGCGCGCGCGCGUCGUUCACCUCCACCUCCACCUCCGCGCCGCCGCCGUCGAACGCGAUCCCCCGCCACGCGUUGCCGUCCUCCCACGCGAUGCCUUCGCUCGUGACCUUGCCCUUCAGCGCGGACGGCCCGCCCUUCGGGGAAAAGUCCACCUCGAUCUCGGUCUCGUCGACGCGCGCGCGACGACGACGUCGUCGUCCUCGUCCGCCGCCGCCGCCGCCGCCGUCGUCGCCGCGAGCGCUUCUUCGCGCGCUUCGGAACGGCCGCCGCCGCCGCCGCCGCUCGCCGUCGCGUCGACGUCGCCGUCGCCGCCGUGCGCGCGCGCGCGGUUCCCUCGCGCGGAGGAGGGAGCCGAACGCGCGAUGACGACGGGCGCGUCGACGUCGCGCUCGAGCGGCGACGCCGCCGACGACGCGCGCCCCGACGGCGUCCGCCCGGGGAGGUACAGCUCGCCAACCUUCCCGAGGCUGUGGACCCCGACCCCGCCGCCGGUCGUCGCGCGCGCGACGAUCGCGACGAGCGCGACCGCGGCGACGAGCCACGGCAGCCGCGGCGUCGUGGGGCGCGGCGUCAUGGG